Molecule: messenger RNA, 656 nt
Organism: Fusarium redolens
Lineage: Eukaryota; Fungi; Ascomycota; Sordariomycetes; Hypocreales; Nectriaceae
Exons: 1
Coding region: 128-574 (148 amino acids)
Source: RefSeq, a predicted model, not a curated record
UUCCCCUAGAGGUUGGCUGGUUGGUGUAAAACUGAUUGGCUGUGCCAUGCAGUGCAACAAAGGGAAACGGUGGCUGUCACGAAAGCUGCAAGAUCAAGUAAACUGGGGGUAAUGGAAAUGACGGGAGAUGAGAUGGAAGCGGGUCGUGGGGAAAGCUAUGAAGUUUUUUCUUUCUCUUGUCCUUGUGCCCAGAUCCAGAUCAGGCUCAGACUGGGGAAGACUGGAGCCAUGGGCGAAACCUGGGGGUAAUAGAAAUCCAGAUCCAAGUUUAAAGGCAUUUUCGGUGUUGCCGGACCUCGGCCGUGUGGGGCUCUCCGGGCGAGUCCGGGGCCUUUGCUUGUCCCGGAGCCUUGAGUGCGAGAGUGGGUGCCGGACUCCGUUGCUUGUGGGACAGGGAGGCAUUUUGGUGUUAUUUUUGCGUAACAUAUGGAGAGAGGAAGAGGGGGGAAAACUCAAAACAUUGAGGUGGAUUGUCCAGAGUCUGGAGUCUGGGGUAUUGGAGAAUCAGAGCUUCUGUUCUAAGUCAGAUGAAUCAUGGAAGAGUAGUAUUGUUGAUGACAACGAAGCAGCUUAAGAACAAACAGACCAAUCUUGUCUAAACUCUAUCAUUCAUGAAAGCCAUGAUAUGUCGUGCAACUCCCGUCUUAUGCCAGACU